Messenger RNA from Arachis stenosperma, 2400 nucleotides. RefSeq lists its product as uncharacterized. The record is from RefSeq and is a predicted model, not a curated record. The transcript is spliced from 4 exons. Bases 1 to 2400 code for a protein of 799 amino acids. Lineage: Eukaryota; Viridiplantae; Streptophyta; Magnoliopsida; Fabales; Fabaceae.
AUGGGAGAUUUUAAUGCUAUUUCAUCCCAGAAUGAAAAAUCAGGAGGCAAUUUCAAACCCCAAUCAGUGAUUGAUGCUUUUAAUUCCUUCAUAGAUGCUCAUUCUCUUGCUAAUUUAGGUAUGGUGGGUAGGCCUUUUACCUGGACUAACAGGCGUAGAGGAGAGGCUCUCAUUCAGGAAAGAUUAGACCGUAUAAGCAACACAAACUCCAAAAGACGAAUUGAACAAAUCCAGGGUCAGAUUGAAGCUCUUCGAAUAGAGGGUACAUUCGGGGGACAAGAAUUAAUUGAAUUAGAAAGGCAGCUAGAAAUAGCAUUUCAUGAUGAGGAAAUGUAUUGGAAAGCCAAGUCUAGGAUCAAAUGGUUACAAGCAGGGGAUCAGAACACGCAAUUUUUCCAUCAAAAAUUCAGAAAUAGAACCAGGAGGAACAAGAUCUGGAAACUAGAAGGAGAUAAUGGUGAAGUUGCAACCACUAAUGCAGGAAUAGCCGAGGUGGCAGAAAGUUAUUUCAGGGGCCUAUUUACUUCUAAAUGCCAAGCCAAUCCUGAACCAUAUUUUACAGACUUCGAGCCGAAGGUUACAACUUCCAUGAAUCGUCGGCUUCGAAGACCGAUCACUAUAGAGGAGGUCAGGAGAGCUACAUUCAGCAUCCACCCUCAGAGUGCGCCUGGUGAAGACGGUAUGACGGCUAAAUUUUUUCAGAAUUUCUGGAACAUUGUUAAUGGAAAUGUCUUUAGAGCGAUUCGAAGUUUUUUUAUAAGUGGAAGAAUUCUAAAAAGCCUUAAUCACACUCAAAUCUGUUUGAUCCCAAAGGUUCCAGAUGCCAAUACUAUGAAUCAGGUGCAACCGAUAAGUCUUUCUUCAGUUAUCUCUAAAGUCAUGGUGCAUAGACUUCAAGGAAUGAUGCCUAAACUAAUAAGUCUUAACCAGGGUGCUUUUAUUAAAAGUCGACUUAUAUCCGAUAAUAUUCUCAUUGCCCAUGAAUACAUGCACUAUCUGAAACUAAGCGACAGGAGAUUCAGCGGACAACAAGUUAAUUUGGCCAAGUCGGCAAUAUUUUUUAGUAACAACACCCCGACCUCAGUUCGAACUCAAUUGGCAGAGGCAUUGAACAUUAACCACAUCGAGGCUCAGGACAAGUACCUUGAUUUACCCUCUAUUGUGUCUAAAUCUAAAAAGGCAACAUUCAGUUUCGUUAAAGAAAAAGUUCGAAACAAGGUUCAAGGGUGGAAGCGCAGCCUCCUCUCGGCAGGGGGAAGACAAGUCCUUCUAAAGGCGGUGGGCGAAGCCAUUUCAAUCUAUACUCUAUCCUGCUUCAGACUUCCAGAUAGCCUGAUCUCAGAUAUUCACAGCAUUCUCACACAGUUUUGGUGGGGACAAAAAGGGAGUCAAAGACGAAUGGCUUGGAUAAGCUGGAAUACGAUGACCAGACCGAAGAAGGAAGGAGGACUGGGUUUUAAAGACCUUAAAGCACAAAAUCUAGCCUUACUAGGAAAGCAUUUCUGGAGGAUCCUAACACAACCUAAUUCUCUUGUAACCAAAAUACUCAAAGGAAAGUACCACAAAUAUACAGAUGCACUAAAGGCAGAGAUAGGAAGCUCACCUUCAUGGGGCUGGAGAAGCCUUUUAGAGAGGCGCUCUGUAGUUGAAAAAGGGAUAACUUGGCGAAUUGGCUCAGCAUCUCAACUGCACAUCUAUGAAGACCAUUGGCUUCCUCCUCCGUACCCCUUCACUAUCACACGCAGCCCGCACCACCCAAACCUGGGACAUGUUGCUUAUAAAAUACUGACUCUGAACAUUGAACCUGGAGCUGAUGAACUUCAGUGGGUACUGAACAAGGGUGGAACGUAUGACGCUGCAUCCGGCUAUUCGGUGGCAUACCAAUUCAAUCAUGAUCCAAUUGAGUUUUGUCCCCAAUUGAUGAGACAAAAGGAUGUAUGGGUCACAUUGUGGAAGCUGGCUCUCCCCCACAAAAUCAAGAUUUUUCUUUGGAAGAGCAUCCACCAAGGUCUCCCGGUCUGCCACCUCCUUCACCAUCGCUUCCCAUCAACAUCUGCAAUCUGCUCGUGUUGCUCAGAAGAAGAUGAAACAGUGCUCCAUUGCUUGGUGACAUGCAAAUAUGCUAAAGAAGUUUGGAAUCAAAGUCCACUCGCAUACCUGCUAGCAACAUCCCCUUCUAGUACCUCCACCCAAUGGUGGAUAUCAUCAAUGGAAGCCCUCAAAUCUAGCCCCAAUCGACAGACCCACUCCCAUUUUCUUGUUAUUCUUCUCUGGUUUUUGUGGAAGGAACGAAACUCAUGGAUUUUUGAACACAAACAGAGAUCUCCCGUUGAAGUCCUCUCUUCAGCCUGCAAGCACCAUGAUGAACUCCUGCGACUUUCAAGCUCCCUUCUUACCUAA